UUUACACGAACACCUGAACGAAGGGUCAAAUCACUCCCUCAACUUGUCAUAGAAUACUAGAUAGGUCAGAUUUUGGAGAAAUUUUGGGCAUCAUCGUUGAUUUGAAAUUUUCGGAUCAGGUCAGAUUUUGGAGAAAUUCUGAUUUGAAGAUGAGUAGGAUUACCAAGUAUUCAAAUAAAUUAUCAACUGGAUGGUGUAUAUUAGCAAGAAGGUUCAAUUCAAGCAUACCCGCAAGUGAAAUUUCCAAUGAUGUAACCAAAAAGGUAUGUAAAAUCUUGAUGUCAUCACCCGCAGUAACUCUUGAUACUUCUCUUGACCAAAAUGGUGUCCGGGUUUCACCUGAAAUUGUUGAGGAUGUUCUUAAGAGAUUUGAGAAUGCUGGUAUGGUAGCAUAUCGAUUCUUUGAGUGGGCCGAGAAGCAGCGACAUUAUACGCAUAGCAUUAGAGCUUAUCAUACCAUGAUAGAGUCUUUAGCUAAGAUAAGACAGUAUCAGAUCAUGUGGGAUCUUGUCAAUGCCAUGAGGAAGAAGAGAAUGUUAAAUGUUGAAACGUUUUGUAUUAUUAUGAGAAAGUAUGCCAGAGCUCAGAAGUUAGAGGAAGCUGUUUAUACAUUUAAUGUUAUGGACAAGUAUGAUGUUCCACCCAAUUUAGCAGCCUUCAAUGGGUUGCUUAGUGCUUUAUGCAAGUCCAAGAAUGUCAGGAAAGCUCAAGAGAUUUUUGAUGGUAUGAAACACCAGUUUGCUCCUGAUUCGAAAACGUAUAGUAUUUUGCUUGAAGGAUGGGGAAAGGCUCCGAAUUUGCCUAAGGCGAGGGAAAUUUUUCGAGAAAUGGUUGACGUUGAUUGCAGCCCGGAUAUUGUGACUUAUGGAAUCAUGGUAGAUAUUCUUUGCAAGGCUGGAAGGGUUGAUGAAGCACUUGGCAUUGUUAGGGAAAUGGAUUCCACAUUGUGUAAGCCAACGUCUUUUAUUUAUAGUGUUUUGGUUCAUACUUAUGGGAUUGAAAAUCGGAUUGAAGACGCUGUUGAUACAUUUCUAGGAAUGGAAAAGAAUGGAGUCAAGGCUGAUGUGGCUGUAUAUAAUGCUCUGAUUGGUGCUUUUUGCAAAGUCAAUAAAUUUAAGAAUGUUUACAGGGUCUUAAAUGAGAUGGAUUACAAGGGUGUGAAACCCAAUUCAAGAACCUUCAAUAUCAUUCUGAAUAGUUUAAUUGCCCGUGGAGAGACUGAUGAGGCUUUUAAGGUGUUUCGCAAGAUGAUCAGGGUAUGCGAGCCGGACGCAGACACAUAUACGGUGAUGAUAAAAAUGUUUUGCGACAAAAAAGAGUUAGAGAUGGCUCUUAAGGUGUGGAGUUACAUGAAGAAAAAACGAUUUGUUCCGAGUAUGCAUACGUUUUCAGUGCUUAUAAAUGGAGUAUGUGAGAAAGGUGAUGUUUCUCAAGCUUGUGUUUUGUUGGAAGAUAUGAUAGAAAAGGGAAUUCGUCCUUCAGGUGCGACUUUUGGAAGGUUAAGACAUUUGCUCAUAAAAGAAGGAAGAGAAGAUGUCCUUGAAUUUCUUCAAGAAAAAAUUAAUGUUCUUGUAAAGGAGCCUUUAUGGGAUUGAUUGAUUAUGUUCUAACAACUAAAGAUUAUUUGUUGUGUUAAUCAAUCACUGAAAAGAUUUUUUUGCAGUUAGGCCAUGCCAAUCAGCCGCAUGGAUGCAGUCAAGAGAAAUUUGAGAGUGAGAUUCUCCAUGGAUAUUUUUGAAAGCCCCUCUUUCAGAUUACAGCUUUGCUGAUAAGGUUGGAUGCCAGGACAGUAGGAGCAUAUGGAUCUAGCCAGAGAGAAGCUGUAAGGGAAUCACUUGUGCUACAAAAAAAUGGCAAUACUGCAGCUAGUCUUUUGCUGCCCUUGCCCAAGAAAGCACAAAAGAUUCUCGUUGCUGGCACUCACGCUGACAACUUGGGUUAUCAGUGCGGUGGUCGGACAAUCCAAUGGCAUGGACUUGGCGGAAACACUCUCACUGCUGGAACCACAAUCCUAUGAAUGUUGGCGAUCCUAAAUAUGAUCUGCUCGGUCCAUUCAGAUUUUGCCUCAAGACUAUGUUUACUGAAGCUAUAUACCUCAACUUGAACAUUGUCUGAUUCAUAUGCUUUAAUAUAAAUCCUGACAUUGUAAAUAUUAUUUUUCAAAAAUACCUUCUGAAAAUGUGUUAUUUCGCUCAAUGUUGAACUUCAAAAAAAUUCGCAAAAUAAAUAAAUUCUGAUCUAUGUUGUUGAUGUA
Molecule: messenger RNA, 2254 nt
Organism: Mercurialis annua (annual mercury)
Lineage: Eukaryota; Viridiplantae; Streptophyta; Magnoliopsida; Malpighiales; Euphorbiaceae
Product: pentatricopeptide repeat-containing protein At1g77360, mitochondrial
Exons: 5
Coding region: 150-1595 (481 amino acids)
Molecular function (GO): protein binding
Source: RefSeq, a predicted model, not a curated record